Messenger RNA from Ilex paraguariensis (yerba mate), 426 nucleotides. The record is from the annotation of a GenBank genome assembly. Lineage: Eukaryota; Viridiplantae; Streptophyta; Magnoliopsida; Aquifoliales; Aquifoliaceae.
AUGGCUCACUACACCCCUUGGCUAACACACUGGUGGACCAGUCAGAACGGAUUUCCUGUUGAUUGUGCUAUGUCUGGAGGUGCUAAGUAUUCUCGCCAAGAUUUAGAAAUUAUGCCCAAGCUUGCUGGGAAUCUGCAACACUUAAAAGGACAACAUGAGGCCUUCUUCCGGGACAUGAUGAUUGGUUUUAGUGGUUGGGGAAUGGAUCCCAUGGAUCUCAAGAACCCUUUCCGCUACAGUGAAGGGUCUGUGCAUUUGUGGCAAGGGGAUGAAGAUGGCUUGGUGCCUGUUACGCUGCAACGCUACAUUGCUGAAAGACUUCCAUGGAUACACUACUAUGAAAUUGCAGGUGCAGGACAUGUAUUUCCAUACGCUGAUGGUAUGGGUGAGGCUAUCCUAAGGGCACUGCUACUUGGGGAAAAGUAG